This is a messenger RNA of Caenorhabditis remanei, 384 nucleotides long. RefSeq lists its product as uncharacterized. The transcript is spliced from 2 exons. NCBI's taxonomy places the organism in Eukaryota, Metazoa, Nematoda, Chromadorea, Rhabditida, Rhabditidae. The record is from RefSeq and is a predicted model, not a curated record. Bases 1 to 384 code for a protein of 127 amino acids.
AUGUCACUGAUUUGGUCAAUGAUUGGAGUGGUUACUUGCGUCUUUUCAAUGACUUCUCUGGCUAUGGAUAUAUCUGUUGCUGGUCCAAAUGGAAUCUAUUUGUGGAGUUUGUUAUCCUCUGUAUCACAUGGAGGAGCUCUUGCUCUUUUCUAUUCACAAUUUCAAUCAAGUUUCAAAAUCUCAAUGCUUCUCGAAGAACAUCAUGAUAUCGGAUUCACAACAUUCAAUCAAGCAAGUCUUUCAUAUGCAUUUUAUAUGUCUUUAUGUGCACUAUUUGCUCUUUAUAUUCCACCGUUAACAUUAGUUGUUUUUACGGAAAAAAUAGCGAUCGGGGGUAGAUCAAAGACUCCAACUAACUUCGAUCCUACAUUAAUGUUGUAUUGA